UGUAUAAAUUUUUUUAAUGUAGAUAAUACUUAAAAUUUAAGGAUAACACUGUUUAAUUUAAGAAAUAUACAAAUUUUAACAUGAUUUACAAGCAUUGAAUCUAGUGGUGUAAACUUUUUACAGUCACUACAUUAUUUUCUAAGCGUUGGUAGUACCUACUGAAUAAAAAGAUAAGCUUUUAACAAAGUUUUGAAAGGUGCUAUGGUUCAAGAGAUGUUUUAAGUGUGUGCACUGGAAAUUUCAUUGAUACAGAUAAUGGCACCUGUCACAUCUGCUGCAAGAACAGCGAAGAUGAGAGCAGAAAUGAAGUCGGAAAAUACAGAGAGGUGGGCUGAAUAUUUGAAAAAAGACAGAGAAAGAAAUUGGUUGAAGAGGCAAGCAGAAAAACAGAAGUGCAUUAAUGAUAAGAAGCUAUUAAACACUAAACGAGAAAAAACAAGACUUAGAGUGCAGGAAUGGAGGAAGAAGAAAAGACUAGUAACCAACAUUUGUAAGGAGCCUACAAACCUUUCAGCACUGGGUUCCUACACUUCUACCAGCACACUUCGUAAAGCUGUCCACAAGGCACGUAAGAACUUGCCAAAUAGUCCUACGAAGAAACAAGCUGUUGUUAGGCAAUUGAUGAAAGAAAGUUUUUCAACUCCAGAGGAUGAGCUUUUUAAAGCACAAAAAUUUCUAGCACCCAGGGGAAAAUUGUACAGAAAAGAAGAUUUGGAAACUGCAAGAAAUUUUUUUGAGAAUGAUGACAUUAGCUGGCAAACUUCUGGGAAAAGAGACUGCAUAACAGUGAAAAAUGAAGUCACAGGAAAGAAAGAAAAGAAGCAAAAACGUUUCCUUAUGAUGAGUGUUGUUGAAGCUCACCAAAAGUUUUCUGAACUCUACCCUGAAAUACACAUAUCUCGUUCUAAAUUCUUUGAAAUGCGCCCAAAACAUGUAAAACCCAUUAAAGAUACUCCACAUAAUGUUUGUGUAUGCAUUAAACAUUCAAAUUUCAGAUUUUUAGCUGAGGCUAUCUCUCCUUUUUGUAUUGGUUAUCAAGGAAAUUCUUUAACACCAACAUCGCUGAUUCAAAUAAUGUGUUGUAAUACACAUGAAGAACGAUGCAUGACUAAUAAAUGCUCUGUUUGCCAUUAUGAUGUAAAAAGUCUGCUGGAACCACAUUCUGACUUUUCAAGGGAGGUGAAAUGGAAUAAAUGGAUAAAAACAGAGGGUCAGUUGGUAGUUGAAAAGGUAUCUUCAAGUCUACAAAACCUUGUAACACAACUAAAUACAUAUAUCCCCAAUUUCAAGAAGCAUGUGUUUGUAAAAUGUGAGCAAGCAAGAUACUUUGAGGACAAAAAGAAUAACUUAAGGAAAGGAGAAGCUGUGAUGCAAGUAGACUUUGCUGAGAACUACAGCAUCAUUUCACAAGACGAAGUGCAGUCUGCCCACUGGCAACACUCCCAAGUGACAAUUUUUACGUGUUGCUUGUGGUUUGAGGACAUGGCAUUUUCAUAUGUGGUAGUAAGUGACGAUGUGAGCCAUUCCAAACAGUCAGCUUGGACUUUCAUAAAAACAAUAAUUUCUCACUUUCAGCAGAACCCAAAUGUGUCUUUGUGUGAUCUUAUAAUAUUUUCAGACAACUGUUCUUCCCAAUUUAAGAGCAAGUAUACAGUUUUUAACAUGUGCUUUUUGGCUGACGAUCUCAAUGUGAAGACUGUAGAGUGGAACUUCUUUGCUGCUGGUCACGGAAAGGGUGCAGUAGAUACCAUCGGAGGCCAAGUAAAAAGAAUGGUUUGGACAACUGUCAAGGCUCGACGUACUACAGUCAAUAAUGCUGGAGAAUUCUUCAAUGUAGCUCAAGCUCAGUGCAAGUCCACUGAGGUACUUUACGUAAGCAAAUAAGAAAUAGAAGAGACUUCAGUGUUUCUGAACAAUCGGUGGGAGAAAGUGAGAGGUACGACGGGUAUAAGAGAAAUUCAUUACUUCAGGAAAAUCGAUGACUUGCAUGUUGCUGCUGGGUUUACCUCAACGUCUGCCAAAAGUAAAGUUCAAGUUGCUUUCAGAGGCAAAGCAGCGAUGACAAAUCAGAAGUGUAGGUGGAGUGAUGUGUAUUCUUCUGAUACGGACAACAGUGUUGCAGAGUCAAAGUUUGAAGAUUUUGAGCAAUCUUGUGAAGAUAAUACUACUGAACUCUUUCAUUCCUCAAACACAGAUGACAAUCAUCGACCCAUUAACAUUGCAAAUAUUACUGCUGGUAUGUAUGUAAAAGUAUGCAUUACUGGUCAUGGAAAGUCCAAAGCUAGCCAUCAUUAUUUUGCAAUAUGUCAAAGUGCAUUGAAUGUAAAUGGUGAUCUACGUGUGCUCUUCUUGAAAAAGUGGAAAGCUAUUUGUUCCUGAUGAAGACGAUGAGAGAGAUGUACAUGUUAAUCAGGUGGUAUGUACUAUUCCGAUCCCAGACAUUAAGGAAAUAGGAAGAGUGGUGUAUAAAUUCAAAGACAAAGUUUGUUUGUGAUGUGAUGUUCUUACAGUUAAAUAUAUUAUGUCUUUAAAUUUCUGUACACUUCAAAUGCUUUAAAUGUGUAAGUAUACAUACUUGGCAUGUGUUUUCUUUAGUUGGUUAAAUUAGUAAUUUUAGUCUCUUUAUGUUUAUAACAGUUACUUAUAUUCAGUAUUUUUACUUAGAAUUUUCAAAUUGGCCUGUAAAUUUGGGAAAAUUUAGGAUAAUAAUACCAGCUGUAACAUCCGUGACAAAAUGUGUGUAACAUCCGUGACAUGAAAAAAAAGAGCUAUAAAAUAUUUACUGAAUGUGUUUUCUUUGCGUUCCUGAUAGUUAUGAAACUACCAUAGCUUUCAGACAAACAUUAUGGAUAAAAAAGUAUUCUUGUGUGAGGCAGAGACCAGAGUUUUUUGAUUUCAUUUGACAAGGCCCGAGGUGAGUUCACAAAUUUUGUAACAUCCGUGACACAGCCUUUUAUUGAUUUUUUUUGCAAAAUUUGUAAAAUAUAGUCAACAAAAUUUUUGCUGUAUGAAGAUAAAGAUAUUUUUCAUGGAGUCCAGUAAUAAAAAAAUGCAAAAUAAAUUAUAUUUUGAACAUAUUGAAUUUAAAAUUAGUACUAAUGUAACAUCCGUGACAACCGGAAUGGCUGUUAUUGUAUUUAUUUUUUCAAAUUUAAUUUCUUUACCAUACACCUUAAAAACAUGAAGGGAAUAUAAACGAACGAAUAUUUGAGAGUGAUCAAUUAGCCCCACGUAAAACAAAAUUCUAAACUUCUAAUAGUUCCGAGACCAAGCAACAGAUGCCGCUAGUUUCAUAAUAGAACGGCGAAAUGGUCCUUUCAUGUCGUGAUACAAAAACUACAUGCACAGAGUUGCAUUUAUUAUUUUGUCGUAAGAUCUUAAAGAACAAACAUCGAAAACUACAUCAGUGUCAUGUAUUCACAGAAAAUACUUCCCUCACAAAUUUUAAAUCAUUAUCACAUGUGAUAAGUUAAAGAUGUUUAGUUAAAUCUUCUAAUACUUCCAUCCACGAAUUCACUCACUAGCUCUCACACGAGAAAUGGCGUCUUAGCUUUGAAUAAAAGAAGUGAUAAUUUUACUUCUUAUUUUUAUCAAAAAAGUCCCAUGGCCCAUGGCCCUGCCCUACAUAUAAACUAUAUAUUCGUAAGUUUAGAAUGAAUGUGCUUUAACUUACGUGUCUAUAAUUAGACCAAUUGUAUUUUUUUUAAAUUAGGGGGUUAUUUGCAUUGAUACAUUAUUGCCCUUUGUGGUUUUAGGAGAAAUUAUUUUAUGAAGUUGAAAAUUAAUAUUUUUUUUGUCUCUGUAUACAGCAUUGAAGUGGGUGUUGUGUAUAAAUAUUACUUUUUACGACUGAUUUAGCAUAUUUUAUGACACGAUGCCUAAAAAAUUCGGUCAAAUAUAUGACUUCACUUGGACCUGUGGAUCUAUUUUCCUGUCUGGGUCAUUAUUUUAUAUUUAUUUAAACUCGUAGUCCUUUUGAUUGGAUUAACUCAUGGAAAAAUUAUAUGUAUGUAUUGCAAACUUUUUCGAAUAAUUAGCUGCAUUAGUUUGUACUUAUAAAAAAAAUUAAAUUGGUUACAGAUAUGUAACUUAGUAACUUUUAAAAUGUCGUGAAUUUUAUGACAAAUAUGACAAUGCUAGUGGCUUUGAUAGGGUGCUAUUUAAUUCAGAAAAUAAUUGUUUUAAAGAUAUUCAAACUAUGUCUUGAAAUAUUGUGUUUUUCACCUUAGCAUAGGCUUAUUGUUAACGCCGGCUAUCGAAGACUGUAACGCCUGUCGCUGUGCCUGUGGCCCCCCCCCCCCCCUUUUUUUCCCCUUCCACACACACACGCACACACGCACAUACACACACACACACAGGACAUCCGCUCCUGCCCUCAAGGUCACGCCUCGGGCAUGACAGUGACGUCACGCAUCUUCUCCUACAGAGUAGAGUCAUCUCGAAGGUGUGGAAAUUGUUGUAGAAGCGUCUGGAAUGUGUCAGGUCAAGACCUGUAGUGUCGGUGAACAUUUCAGACAGCUCAACCCGAGACCUGUGUAAGCUACGAUUGUGGCGCGCUUCCACAGUUCUUAUAUUCAGUUUCAAGCGAGAAAUUUACUCAAGUUAAUGCACCGAGUAAGAAGAGUGGAGAGCAGUGAGUGUAACUGUAAAUGUUUUCGUAUCUCUAUGACUGUAAGAUCGGCAUAAAAUAUGCUAGAGAAAAAUUCAUACAAAAAUUAUUCUUUAAUAUCUAGAAAGUUCCUAGAAAGGGUACCGAGUGACGCCACUUCCAAAAAAAACUUUCAAAUUGUUUUUCGAUCUUGGAUGAUUCAAUAUUGAGUUUUAAAGAUUUAAUAUUUUAUGGGUCUUGAUACUUUAAAAAAAAAAUUGUGUCUUGAAAUAUUUUCAAAACAAAUUUAUUUAUUAAAGGCAAAAUACAUUAGAAGAAUAAUUUGGAUAGUUUCAACAAAGCAUAGAUGAAAUAUUCAAAUAAAAUCCCUCCAUUCAUGGUAAUGUGAACUAGUUUCAGAAGGACUAUGUACAUGAAAGUUACUGUUUAUGCUCAAAGUAAUUUUCUGUGUAAGAUAUAGCCGUUUGUCUCUAAAACGUGAGUUAUAAGUUGCUUCAUCAAGUCUACAUCUGUAUGUACAUAUUUCCACGUCUAUUGAAAUUCACUUGAUUAAUUUUAGAAAUUUUCUUACGUGCGACGUUAGCAACACAUUUCUGGGAACCUUUUUCAACUGUUAACAACCAUUCCUAAUCCGGAGGCAAAAAAAGUUUACUCUAAAAAAGGUAAUAUGGGUUAAGUAAUUUUGCCUGGAAGACACUCAGGCUAAAAUUUGUUUAAUUUUUCUUAUGUGAGCUUGGAUACUGGUUGUUUCUAGAGAAUGACAUUUUGUGACUAGAGACAGCGAAGUUGAUAUAACACAUUCCGACGUCGGUUAAAUUAGCUAAUUUUUAACGUUACUUGUUAAUUGAAGUCGCGAAUUCUCUAACAUUUUAGACUUUGUUAUCAAUAAAAUAAAACAAAACUGGCAGAUGGCAACAAACUUUUAUAUUACUUUUUACCCGCUGAUCUGUUUUUCUGUACACACAAGUUUUGUUUUCGUAUACAAUCCACUGAGUGGAUUACAGAAAAAUAUGAAUUUUUUAUUUUAUUUAAAAGAAAUCAUAACAGAGUAAAUGAUUUGGUUUGAAAUAACCAACUUUAUGUUUCACAAUGUUCCAUAAAAAACUUAUUAUGUCGGUGUAACCUAUAUUGCCUUUAUACUACCUUCGUUUUAGCAGCUAUUACGUCAGUAUGUUAGUAAUUAUGGUAGAAAUGAUUUUUAUGUUUUUUUAUUUAUAAACGUAUGUAUAUAUAUAUAAGGUAUUAAAGGUAAAUGUUGUGUUUACGUACAUACACACGAAUAUCCAGGGUGGUAUAGAACUUGGUUGGAAAAAUAAAUUUAUACCAAAAUCAUCAAAA
This is a messenger RNA of Bacillus rossius redtenbacheri, 5947 nucleotides long. RefSeq lists its product as uncharacterized. Bases 256 to 1884 code for a protein of 542 amino acids. The record is from RefSeq and is a predicted model, not a curated record. The transcript is spliced from 2 exons. Lineage: Eukaryota; Metazoa; Arthropoda; Insecta; Phasmatodea; Bacillidae.